Molecule: messenger RNA, 836 nt
Organism: Silurus meridionalis
Lineage: Eukaryota; Metazoa; Chordata; Actinopteri; Siluriformes; Siluridae
Gene: smim22
Product: small integral membrane protein 22
Exons: 4
Coding region: 261-509 (82 amino acids)
Biological process (GO): regulation of cell population proliferation
Source: RefSeq, a predicted model, not a curated record
UGUACCAACACCUUUAAUCGGCGGCUCUGACUCUAAGAAAAUGUGGUGUUUUAACACACGAGACUGCUUCCGGUUUGAAAAGAGCGCGAGGACUCGCUAUCUCCUGUCCGUGUGGUUAAUGUGAGAGAUAAUCACUACAGUAAAAUACGCCAUCAAAGUAUUGCGCGCAUGCGCAGUGUGCUCAAAACUCCAGGCAGGCAGGUGAUCAAACAGGUGUAUCCCGGAAACUAUACAAAGAAAUCAACAAAAUCCCAGCUACGAUGUCUCAGGACAACCUGCAGCAGGAGUUUCAGAACCAGGUCAAUGAUGUUUUUAGCCGGCUGCAGAACAAGGAGAUGUUUCAGUCGGACUGGGACAUCGCCUCCUUCGCCAUUUUCUUCAUCUUCAUCGGCAUGGUUGUGCUGCUCAUCAUCCUGGUUCUGAUCCGCUGCUGUUGCUGUUGCUGCUUCUGCGACGAAAAGCCCAAAAGACAUAAAAUAGGCAUCGACAACAUGGCACUGGAGCCCUAAAGCUCAAGAUGAGAGUCCGGCCUGUUAGCACUUCUUUUCAAAACACUUUCUAAUGUUUUUACUGCUGUAUUUGCCACAUUAAUGCUAACGAGUAUAUUGUGUAAGAGAAUGUAGAAGAUGAGGAACUUAUCGGGGGUUUUAAAAAGUUGACAGUGACGCUGUAAUAAUUACUGUAGCUGAAUUUAACUUAUUGUUUUGAGGCUUUGUUAAAAAAAAAAAAGAAGUAAUUCUUCACUUUCGAAUGUAAUUGCACUCUGCUUCCUGCUGCUGUUACGACAUGCUUAUGAUUCUCUGUAAAAGAAUAAAAGUACAAUAUAGUUUACUGUA